Phycodurus eques (leafy seadragon) is the source of this 984-nucleotide messenger RNA. Its product is annotated as cathepsin S-like. Gene Ontology annotation, biological process: immune response. Gene Ontology annotation, molecular function: cysteine-type endopeptidase activity. The transcript is spliced from 7 exons. Gene Ontology annotation, cellular component: lysosome. The record is from RefSeq and is a predicted model, not a curated record. NCBI's taxonomy places the organism in Eukaryota, Metazoa, Chordata, Actinopteri, Syngnathiformes, Syngnathidae. Bases 1 to 984 code for a protein of 327 amino acids.
AUGUUUCGGAGCUUGCUCUUCGCCAUCGUGUGGGGAUUAGCAGAGGCCGACAUCAGCCCGGCUUUGGAUGGACAUUGGGAGCUGUGGAAGCAGGCUCACAAAAAAGUUUACUCUCAUCAGGUGGAAGAGUCCGGUCGCAGGCGGAUCUGGGAAAAGAACUUGCGGAUGAUCAACGUCCACAACCUGGAGACCACGCUGGGCCUGCACACCUACGAGCUGGCCAUGAACCACCUGGGAGACCUGACGGACGAGGAGGUGAGCGGCAUGCUCGCCGGUACCGUGGUGCUCUCGGACCUGGAGAGGAUCCAGUUGAACUUCAACUGGGAGAGAAGCACGCCGCAGUCUCUGGAUUGGAGGAAGGCCGACCUGGUGACUGAGGUGAAAAUGCAGGGUUCUUGCGGGUCCUGCUGGGCCUUCAGCGCGGUGGGGGCUCUGGAGGGCCAGCUGAAGAAGAGAACGGGCAAGCUGACAUCGCUGAGCCCCCAGAACCUGGUGGACUGCUCUCUGGACUUCGGCAACCACGGCUGCCACGGCGGCUUCAUGACCAACGCCUUCCGCUACGUCGUCAAGAAUGGCGGCAUCGACUCGGAUCGGGCCUACCCUUACAGGGCCAAGCGUGGCAAGUGCGAGUACAAGCCUCAGGAUCGUGCCGCCAACUGCUCGGGUUACUCGUUCGUUCCCAAGGGUGACGAAGACUCCCUCAAGAUCGCCCUCGCCAACGUCGGCCCCAUCUCGGUGGCCAUUGAUGCUUCUCACUCAAAAUUCCACUUCUACCGCCACGGAGUGUACGAGGACCUGGCGUGUACCCAGAAAGUCAACCACGGCGUGCUGGCUGUGGGCUAUGGCACAGAAGAAGGAAGUGACUACUGGCUGGUCAAAAACAGCUGGGGUGUAAAAUUCGGUGACCAAGGUUACAUCAAGAUGGCCCGCAACAGACUCAACCAGUGCGGCAUCGCUCGCCACGCCUGCUUCCCGAUCAUGUGA